CUUUGAAUAGUUUGGAAGGGGUACUGCAGUUUUUAUACCUGCAACACCCUCUCUUCAUCAGCCACUAGUAGAUCAUUGAGAUGCAAUGACUUGUGAUAACUGUGUUUUUGUUUUGUUUUAUAAAUUAGCAGAGAACCGGAGCAAAAACCUUAAAGGUGAACUGCAGCCUUUCCUACCUACCAUGGAGGCCCAUCAAGAAUCUUCUGUGUUCCUGGUGAACAUCUUGGAGGAACUGGAUACUAAGCAGAACUCUGUUUCCUAUCAGGACCUCUGCAAAUCAUUAUGUGCUCGAUUUGACUUGUCCCAGCUGGCCAAGCUACGGAGCGUGCUUUUCUAUACGGCCUGCCUGGAUCCCAAUUUCCCGGCCACUUUGUUCAAGGACAAAAUGAGAUGCAACGUCAACAAUCAGCAGUCCAAGAAGAUCAUGGUGGCCGCCGAUAUCGUGACCAUCUUCAACCUCAUCCAGAUGAACGGGGGCAUGGCCAAGGAGAAGCUGCCCAUCACCCGAGAGAAAGUGAGGAAAAAAGACUCGCUGGACUCCUGCCGAUCGGACAACGAGGCGUGCAAUAUGGCGGACUGCGCGGGGAACUGCGAACUGCAAGACGGGGAAUUCGGCAGGGGUUACUCCAGCAAGAGGGCUUCCAAAUGUAGGAAGGGGGAUUGCAAAGACUGUCCUCCGUUUGUACCCACUUCAGAGAUGAACAUUUUGCUGGGGGUGAAUAAAGAGGUCAAAGGCCGAACCGCUUCUCUUGAUCGGUUGCAAGCUUUGGCAACGUACACCAUUGCCAAUUCUCCCCCCUGUGAAAUGCAGAGCACUUACUUCCCCAUGAACAUUGACACGGAUUCCAUCUCAGACCAGGAGUCACUGCCUCCAAGCUCGGGCAUGAAGGAAUCCUUCCUUCCAAGCGACGAGCCCUUUUUGAUGCAGUCCUGUAUGCAGAAGCGCAACAUCUUCAAGGAAGACUUCCAUAACCUCAUCACCAUUUCUCCCAGCUUGAUGUCGCCUCCAGGCAAAGGGGACGAUGAGCUCGGAGAACCCCCAAGCCAAAAGGAAACCACCAAGCAGACCUUCUUCAACCACAGCUUCGAAAUACCUUACAGUAACCAGUAUUUGAAUCCCAUUUAUUCCCCGAUUCCGGAGAAGAGACGAGCCAAGCAUGAAAGCUUAGAUGAUCUCCAAGCUUCGACCUAUUUUGGCCCAACAACUAUCCUUGGUCCUCAAGAGACGAAACGAUGGUUGGGAAAGCCAAGCAAAUCAACUCCCUGGCCAGUCAAGAGUUGGAGUUUGAACACGGAGGAAGUCCCUGAUUUUGAAAGAUCCUUUUUUAACAGGAAACAGCCAGAAGAGAAGAUCCAAUACCAAAGUUCAAAGAGCCAGCCGGUCAAUUUUUCCGCUUCGGAGAGGCACCAACAGUAUCUCAGCUCUAAAGAACAGCAAGCCAUGAUGCAGGCCAAUUACGGGGUCAAAUCAAAUGGGCAUAAAUCCAAAGACAUCCCCUCCAUCUUAGAAGUCGACAAGCACGAGCCCAUCAAAAAAUUUAAAGACAAAAGCAUUAACUGCACCGCCGUUCAGCUUCAAAGCAUUGAUAAAACCAGUAGCGUUGGGACGCAGACCGAUCGGCAAGGGCUGGAGCACAAAAAAUUCAAGGAGAUGACCCACCCAAACCAAAGUAAGUAUGGCGAGAGACACUCCUUGAAGCAAUCUGAUGACGACUCUGAAAUCGUCAGCGACGACAUUAGCGAUAUUUUCCGAUUUCUGGAUGAUUUGAGCGUCUCUGGCUCUACAGGCGUGAUCCAAUCGUCUUGUUAUAACAGCACUGGCUCCCUUUCUCAGAUCCACAAAUCCGACUGUGAAAGCUCCCCCGAACACCAUUUAGCUAAAAUUUCCAACGGAAGCGCUGGCAACAAUCUAGACAAAGUGUCUCGGCUGGAGAUCAGCAGCACAGACGACGAGCUGAAAACCAGUGUUUGCAAACUAGUCCUAAGGAUUGGAGAAAUCGAAAAGAAAUUGGAAUCCCUCUCUGGGGUCAGGGAUGAGAUUUCUCAGGUCCUGGGGAAGCUCAACAAACUGGACCAAAAGAUCCAGCAGCCGGAGAGUAUGAGUGUCCAGCUUGAUCUUAAUUCCUUGACCAGUGAGAUUCCCUCGGAAGACAGCACCUCCCCCAGGAUUUUUUCAUGCCACAAUUCGUCCCACAGGGGCAAACUGGAGAAUAACCCAGACUGGUGCUGCUCGGAUGCCAGUGGCAGCAACAGUGAGAGCCUUCGUGUCAAAGCCUUGAAAAAGAGCUUGUUCACCAGGAGAUCCUCACGAUCUUUAACCGAGGAGAACAGUGCCACCGAAUCUAAGAUUGCAAGCAUUUCCAACUCUCCGAGAGACUGGCGUGCCAUCCCCUAUACCAACCAAGCUGGCAUCACAGAGGAAGAGAUGAAAGAGCGAAGUGGGAAUGAAAACAAAGAUUGGCACCGGAAAUCCAAAGAGG
Molecule: messenger RNA, 2480 nt
Organism: Thamnophis sirtalis
Lineage: Eukaryota; Metazoa; Chordata; Lepidosauria; Squamata; Natricidae
Source: RefSeq, a predicted model, not a curated record